Saprolegnia diclina VS20 is the source of this 324-nucleotide messenger RNA. RefSeq lists its product as hypothetical. NCBI's taxonomy places the organism in Eukaryota, Oomycota, Saprolegniomycetes, Saprolegniales, Saprolegniaceae. The coding region runs from base 1 to 324 and encodes 107 amino acids. The transcript has 2 exons. The record is from RefSeq and is a predicted model, not a curated record.
AUGCAGCUCUUCCGCCUCGUUGCACUUCUCCCGCUGCUCUUCCUGCUCGAAGACGCGAGCGCGUACCGCAAGACCAAGGCGCCGCCGUCGGGCAAUGGCGAAGAGACCAAGUCGAUCAAGACGCUGUACGAAGAGGCGCUCAAGGAAGGCGGCAACCUCGUCGUGUACCACGGCGGCGACACCGCGCAGCAGCAAGACUACGUGGCCGACGCCUUCCGCGCCGCGUUUCCCAAGAUGAACCUCACCAUGGUCGUCGACUACAGCAAGUACCACAACGUGCGCAUCGACAACCAGCUCGAGACGAAUUCGCUUGUCGCGGACUGA